This is a messenger RNA of Phalacrocorax carbo (great cormorant), 3131 nucleotides long. The record is from RefSeq and is a predicted model, not a curated record. Lineage: Eukaryota; Metazoa; Chordata; Aves; Suliformes; Phalacrocoracidae.
CACCACCGCAGGCACAGCACCCCAGCCCCAAUAAAUGCCCCUGCCCCACUCUCCUGGCUUCCUCUCCAGUGACAGUAGCAGGUACGUGCUGGGUGGUGGUGCGCCGCGGCUGGGUGGGGCGACCGUGCUGGUGUCAGGCCUCCGCGGGAUGGGAGCACAGGUGGCGGCGACGCUGGUGCUGGUGGGGACCGGGCGUGUCGUCCUGCACGAUCGUGGCGUCGUCUGCACCGCCGAAUGCGCCCAGCAGUUCCUCCUGGGGGAGAGUAAUGUAGGCCAGAACCAUGCCAAGGCAUCCCAGCAGGUCCUGGCUGAGCUGAACCCCCACGUGGCAGUUGUGGCCCACACCGGGGAGCUGUCGGAGGCCUUCCUCGCCUCCUUCCAGGUGGUGGUGCUGACCGAGUCCUCACUGGAGGAGCAGCUCCGCGUCGGGGACUUCUGCCAUGCCCAGGGCAUCUGCUUCAUUGUGGCCAACACCAAGGGGCUGGCAGGACAGAUGUUCUGUGACUUUGGGGAGCACUUCAUCACUGACGACCCAGCAGAAGGGGACCCAGUGUGCGCUGUCGUGCAGCACAUCUCCCAGGGCAACCCGGGUGUGGUGACAUGCAUAGGGGCAGAGGGCAGCCGCAGCCACCUCUUCUGCGAUGGUGACCUGGUGACAUUAUCUGGUGCGGAGGGGAUGACGGAGCUGAACGCGCCUGUCCCUGUGCAUGUGCUGGAUGCUUUCAGGCUGGAGAUUGGCGACACCAGCUCCUUCUCACCUUACUGCCAUGGGGGCCCAGUCUCGCAGGUUCAGCUGCCCCAGGUGCACUCCUACGAGCCUCUGCACCAGGCACUGGAAGACCCCCAAAUCCAGGUGGCAAGUCCUGAGGAGCUGCCACGUAGCCGCAGCCUGCAUGCUGCCUUCCAGGCCCUGCAUGCUUUCUGUGGGGAGCGGGGAUGCCUGCCCCAGCCCAGGGCACCAGCAGACACCAAGUGGAUGCUGGAGCUGGCAUGGAGCCUGGGGGCACAGUGGGGUCCCCUGGACGAGGAUGUUGUGCGAGCCUUCGCCAGCGUGAGCGCGGGGGACCUAUGCCCCAUGGCCGCCAUCGUCGGGGCCCUGGCAGCCCAGGAGGUGCUGAAGGCCGUCACCAGGAAGUUCGUCCCCCUGGACCAGCGGUUGUACUUUGAUGCCCUGGAGUGCCUCGUGCCAGAGGGGGCUGCGCAGCUGAUGGAGGAGGACUGUGCCCCAAGGGGCUCUCGCUACAAUGGCCAGAUUGCUGUCUUUGGGGCUGCCUUCCAGGAGAAGCUGGGCUGCCAGAAGUACUUGGUGGUUGGAGCAGGUGCCAUUGGCUGUAAGCUGCUGAAAAACUUUGCCAUGAUGGGGCUGGCAGCGGGGCCGGGUGGGGACCUCAUCGUCACUGAUAUGGACACCAUCGCCCUCUCCAAUCUCCAUCGGCAGUUCCUCUACCGCUUGGCAGAUAUAUCGAAGCCAAAGUCAGUGGUGGCUGCAGCAGCUGUGCAGCGCAUGAACCCCAGCAUCAGGGUGACAGCUCACCAGAACCAGGUGAGACCUGCCACUGAGCCAUUCUAUGGGAACAACUUCUUCCGGCGCCUGGAUGGCAUCGCCAGUGCCCUGGACACACUGGAGGCCCGCACCUACUUGGAGAGCCGCUGCCUCCGGUCCCUCACACCACUGCUGGACUUGGGCAUGGAGGGGCUGCGGGGGAAUGUGCUGACAAUGGUGCCCCACCUGACUAACCCACUGGAGCCAGCCGGCUCCCCUGGGGAUGGCACUGGCACCUUCCCUCUCUGCACCCUGUGGUACUUCCCCCACACUGUCCAGCACAUGCUGCAGUGGGCCUGUGGUGAGUUUGAGGGGCUCUUCCAGCUACCUGAAGAGUGUGUCAACUGGUUCAUGGAAGACCCGGCUUUCCUGGAGCAGCUGCCAGUGGGGAAGGCCCUGGAGGUCCUAGAGCAAGUGCGGGGCACCCUGUGGGAGCGGCCACAGGACUGGCGGGACUGCGUGCGCUGGGCCCGCCAGCACUGGCAGAGCUGCUACCAUGAUGCCAUCGUCCAGCUGCUGUACACCUUUCCCCCGGAGCAUGAAACAAGCCCCGGUGUCCUCUUCUGGGCAGCAGACAGGAGCUGUCCCCAUCCACUGACAUUUGACCCUGACGGGGACUGCCCAGGCGCUCUCACCCCACAGGACACCCACCUGGAGUACAUGCUGGCUGCUGCCCACCUCUUUGCCCAAACACACAAGGUGCCACCGUGCAGUGACCGGGCAGCUGCGCAGACCAUCCUCCGCAGCAUAGUCCUGCUGCCCUUCGUGCCCCAGGAGGGGAUCCAGAUCCUCCUCGCCGAGGAGCAGGAGGAAGUGCAGGUGCCUGCAGACCACAGGCGGCUGGCAGAGCUCACCCAGGACCUGGUGGAGCGGAGACAGGAGCUGGUAGGGGGUAAGGAGGUGCAAAUGCCCCUGAUGGAGCCCAUCCACUUUGAGAAGGCCAACAACAUCGACAUGGACUUCAUCACGGCAGUAUCCAACCUGCAUGCAGAGAACUACAGCAUCCCCCCUGCCAACUGGCUGAUGAGCAAGCGGAUUGCCAGGCGGAUCAUGCCUGCCAUCAUCACCACCACGGCAGCUGUGGCUGGGCUGGCAUGCCUGGAGGUCUACAAGCUGGUAUGGGGGUGCCAGGACCCCAGCUGCUACCGCAACAGCAACCUCUGCCUGUCCGACUGCCUGCUGCUCUGCAUCCAGCCCCUGCCACUCCCCACCUACUGGUACAGUGGGCAGGAGUGGAGCUGCUGGGACUGGCUGGAGAUGCAGGCAGUCGGCGCAGAUGGGCAGGAGAUGACAGUGCAGGAGGUGCUGGACUGGAUGCAGAGGACACAGUGCUGGACUGUGACCAUGCCUCUGAGUGGCCACACCAUGCUCUAUGACAGCGAGGAGGAUGAAGAGACACGGACCCAACAGCAGGUGCAGAGGUUAUUGGAGAACCUGAAGGAUACUGGGGAACCACAGCAGCGGGAGCUGGAGCUGACCUAUGUAUGCGAGGGGGAGGAUGCUGAGGCCAAAGAUGCCUGUCCCACUCUCCUCUGCUCCUUACCCUAAGUGGGGGGUUGGUAAUAAAAGCUGCAGGAUGAGCUUGGAA